GUAAUACUGGUACGACGUCUACUUCUACUGGUACUACUAUGACUAUAACUACUGCUACUACUACUACUAUUGUUAAAUACAGGAAGCUCUUUACAGAUGCAGGAGAGGAGGCGAGGGAGGAGGAGGCAGGACAAAGGAGGAGAUGAGAAGUGGAGCAUUCGUUAAGGAGGAGACGAAGGAUGGUCAGGUGAUGAAGAGGAGGUCAGAAGUCACUAGCUUGCUCUCUGAUUUGCUCUCCAUUGAUGAGGUCAUCAUAAACAAGGUCAUUCUUUAUUGAACUCAUGUUCCAGUGUGUAAAAUAUGACAGAAAUGUAUCGAUAAAUGUAUGAAAACUCAGAUAAAUCUUAUCAAAUAUAUAAUUCAAUGUCUGACUCCUCCCCUUGUGUGUGACUCUCAGCUGAAAAGAAAACAUCAGAAGUGAGCCAUCCUAGCUUUUACACACACACACACACACACACACACACACACACACACACACACACACACACACACGCACACACACACACACACACACACACAGGUGGUGAAUUAGGUGGAAACAGACAAGUUCCUUUCUGCAGAAACAGUCUUCCUGUAAUGUUCAGCUUGGAAUGUGGUCACACACACAUUAUCACACCUAUACACACAGACACACACACACACACACACACACAAACUGGAGGAGGAGGUCUGACGAUCGAAGACCUCACAGGCAAAAACCUUUAAUUUAAUUUAAAUAUAUAGAAUUCGGUUUCUCAUCCAUCUGCCUCUGAUUUCUUAACGUUUAUCGACAAUCAAUUUUAAUAUGAAUUUAAGAUGAAUCGUUAUCUAACCUCUAACCUCAAACAGAGUAAUCUUAUCUAUAAAUGUAAAAAAGAGAAUAGUUUACAUUUCUUCAUUUAAUAGACCUAAAUGUCACGGCCCUUCUGAUUUACUAAAGUUGUUUGAAUUUAACUCUAAUAAACUGGAACAAUGAAAAAAUUAAAGUAAAAAUACACUGAAUUACUGUAGUUUUAUUUUUCCUGAAUAAAUAAAAACAGUGAAUAACACCACAGAAUAAGAUGAUGUGAUUUAAGCAUCGUUUUAAUUACUUCUUCAUCAGUUGUUUCAUAUUUUAUUUUUCUCUACUUUCUCUACUUCCUGUCCUGGGGAUUUGGGAAUUGAGCUGUGAGGCCGGCGGGCCAAUGUUGUAGCUCCGCCCCCAUAAGCACCGGAGGCUGGCGAUGCUCUCGAAGCCUGCGGGACGUCCUGAGGACGGAAAGAAGAACGGCCGCUGUGCAUGCUGGGUAAACCCGGUGCCUGCAGCUGUCUGAACUCCAACUUUAAUGGUUUAAACCAAAGAUCUGAUGAAUGUUCCAUUUGAGUAUUACUUUAUUACCGUGGAUUUAUUGUUGUUUAUCUCCUUCAUUAGAAACCUGUGUCCGUUUCACAGUCUCACUCCUCUAAUUAAUUACUUCUGAAGAAGAAGAAACGCUAGAAUGUGUUUUUUUAUUCCGUCACCAACAAUCAGGUGUUUGUUUUCGUCAGGAAACUGUGGAUCUGAUAAUUCCACGUCUCUAUUUAACAGAAUCAGUGACUUUCUGUCUGGUCUCAGAUCUGCAGGUUGAGACGAGUUCUGAAAGCGUCACUGUGUCGUGUUUCUUUAAAAGGUGGGGGAGUUUUUUUUUUCUUUGAGUCCCAUUUGAAACUUUGGCCAUGUGGAACCUCCUCCUCCUGCUCCUGUGGACACUCACAUCCUCACUUCUCUCAGUGUGAGCUGAGGAGGAUGAAUGGAAGGUUGUGAGGGACAAUGGAUUAAUUUUCUGCUUCCUGUGAUUGUCUCCUUUGGACCAUUUAUAUGUUCGAGAGAUUAUUUGUAUUAUUAUCAGUCCACAUCAUCAUGCUGCUGGCUCUGCUUCUGGCUCUGAGCCUCUGCUGUGACGCUCGCUCCUCCAACGCGUCCUCCAUCACUAUCCGGUACCGGGUGUGGGAGGAGCAGCCAACGGGAACCCGGGUUGGCCGUCUGCUCGACGACCUCCGUCAGAGGGAGGAGGGCGGCACCCUGGAGGACUUCCAGGUGGUGGAGCACGGGAAUGCCCUCCCCUUCUCCGUAGGCCCCCGGGACGGGCUGGUCUCUACCCAGGGCCGCCUGGACCGGGAGGAGCUGUGCCGCGGCUCGGAUCUGUGCGAGCUGGCCUUCAGCGUCCUGUACCGGAGGGGCGGCGUCGUGAACUUCCUGCGGGUCCGCGUUGAGGUGAUGGACCUCAAUGACCACAGUCCCGGCUUCCCAGCCCCGCUUCAGGAGGUGGAGAUCUCAGAGACUGCCGGCCUCAGGAUGCGGAUCCCUCUGGAACGAGCGACAGACCCCGACGCCGGGCCGAACGGCCUCCAGACUUACUCGCUCUCCGGCAACAAGCACUUUGCUCUGGAUGUGACGGUGGCACCGGGAGGCGCCAGGCAGGCGGAGCUGGUGGUGAUCAGAGAACUGGACCGGGAGGUUCAAGCGAUGUUUGACCUCACCCUGGUGGCGUGGGAUAAAGGGAACCCCCCCAGGUCUGGCAGCACAUUAGUCCGCGUUAACAUUCAGGACUCCAACGAUAACAGCCCCACGUUCGAGGACUGUACCCCCACCGUGGAGCUUUCUGAGGAUACAGCUAAAGGCACCACCAUAAUCCACCUCAGGGCCACCGACCCGGACCAGGGCGCCAACGGGGAGGUGGAGUAUUCGCUCAGCAAGCACACACCUCCAGAGGUUCAGAAACUCUUCCAGGUGGAUCCGCAAACCGGAGCUGUGAGCCUCAGAGCGCCUCUGGACUACGAGGCCAAGGCCUCCCAUGAGGUCAUCGUGCAGGCGCGGGACCGUGGGCCCAAUGCUAUCGCCGCGCACUGUAAGCUGCAUGUCAAGCUCCGAGACGUCAAUGACAAUGCGCCUAGGAUACACAUGACCUGGACCCCACCCAACUCCCCCGUGGCCACAGUGCUUGAGGGGGCCCCAGAGGACACCUUCCUGGCUCUGGUGAUGGUCUCGGACGCGGACUCGGGGGAUAACGGCAAAGUGAGAGCGCACCUCCGACAGGAAUCCGGCCCCUUUCGCCUGAAAUGGAUCCACGGCGACAAUUACAUGAUCGUCACCAAUGGCAGUCUGGAUCGAGAGACAGUGAUGCAGUACAACAUCUCGCUGCUGGCCCAAGACUACGGAGACCCCCCGCUGCACUGCGUUAAGCACCUGCCAGUUCGCGUCCUGGACGAGAAUGACAACCCUCCAGUGUUCACCACCUCGCUCUACAAGGCCUCCUUCGAGGAGAACAAUGCGGCGGGCUACCACGCCCUAAAAGUGGAGGCCUACGACAGGGACCUGGAGUUCAGCGGGAGGGUGUCCUACUUCAUACGGAACCCCAACGAGGUGGAAGCAGACACCCGGUCUUUCUCCGUCCACCCGACUAGCGGCGUCGUCACCGUGCAGCGGCCUUUAGACUACGAGGAGUCCCACCGCUACUCUUUUGCGGUGGAGGCCGUGGAUCAGGGUCACCCGCCUCUCACCGGCACAACGUCGGUGCAAAUCGACGUGUUGGAUGUCAACGACAACCACCCUGUAAUGAAGGAGCCCAAACUCAGAAAGGGCGCCGCCUCCCUCAGCAUACCAGUCAACACAGAAAAGGCGGAGAUUGUGAUGGAGUUGGGCAAUGGCAUCGUGGAGGGAUCUGCCCCUUUGCUGGUCGAUCGCCCGGUCCGAGAAGGACUUGCUGGCUUCCUUGCGUACACCUUAAAAGCUGAGGAUCUGGACUCUGGGCUGAACGGACAACUCAGCUACGUCAUUGUCGACGGUAACGACAAUGAACUUUUCUGGUUGGAGGGGGCAACAGGCCGGCUGUUCGUGAACACUGCCAACGCCACCGAGCUCGUUGGGAAAACUUUCACAUUCAACAUUGCCGUGUCCGACAUGGGUAGUCCCAGCAUGGCUACUGUGGCUGCGCUGGAGGUGACUUUUGUUAACUUCAGGGACCAUCUGAAAAACUCUUCGCCCGGUGACCGCGGGCGGCUCAGCUUUGCCGUGAUGCUGGCUGUGAGCCUUGGAGCAACUUGCCUGCUUCUGCUGUUGGCUGUCGCUCUAGUGACGACAUUCUGCCGUCCAGAGAAGCGUGAUGGCCGGGCGUACAACUGCCGGCGGGCGGAGUCCGCCUACGACCGGCACCCGCGGCGCCCACAGAAGACCAUCAGGAAGUCCGACAUCCAGCUGAUUCCCGUCAUCAGGGGCCGGAAGGAUGUGCCUCCCAAAGACGACAAUGAAGCCCGGCCCCUGUCUCUGCCCCCCAGGGCGUCAGACGACGAGCUAACCGAGAGGCAGUACGCAACAACGCCAUCCGUCUUGAGCCCCAGCUUCCUUUCCCAGGGAUUCUCAGAAGGGGGCGCCACCCAGCACACCAAGAUGCUCCGGAAGCCUGGAACCAUCGAGCUUGAACCACCAACGCCGCAGACUCUUUGCCAAGCCAGGAAACCUUCGUCAUCGUCUUCGGCCUCUCAUUCGACCACCUUGAGGCGCCGGGCAGAGGCCGGAGGGGAGGAGGCUGAGUCGGCGAAGUCAGGGUCCCAGGCGACCCUCCGGAGGCCGAGGAUCUCAGAAGGGCGUGGGGAGCCUGACGCAGAGCACCGGCGGAUACUGAGAGACCUGGUGCGGCUUUCCAUGGCCGCCUUCGGAGACACCAUCGAGCUUUCCUCUGCUUCACCCGAAGUGCAGCAGAUCUCCCAGCUCCUCUCUCUCCUCCACGAGGGUCAGCUUCAGCCGAGGCCAAACUUCAGGGGGAACAAGUACUCUCAUCGCAGGUACGGAGGUCAGGACUGCUCUGAUUGGCUGAGCACCAAAGACAGCGGGCACGGGGAGAGCGAGGCCGGCGAUGUGGACUGGGAACCAGAGAGGGACUCGCCCAUCGACCCCCAGCUGCUCCACAGCUCCGAUGACGUCUUCGCGGAGGUCGGCGACACGUCCUGGAUGGCCCGCCUCUCUCUGCCGUUCAACGCCGAUUACCACGGCAACGUCUUCGUCCCUGACGGGCUUCCGUUCCCUGAGUGCGAGCACCCUCCCCGGGACGCCCUGGAUUCCUCGUCCUUCUCCACCUUCGGUAAAGCUCCAGAGAAGGACGGCCCACUGGGCGGGGCCUUGCUCUCUGAAGUCAGCACUCUGUUCGAGAUGCUGAUGACACAGAAGGCCGACGCCCACCCCGGCCCUCGACCUGACAUGCUGUACCGGCUCUCCGCUGCCUACCGCCGGUCUCUGGGUCUCGACCCCACAACCGCCGCAAGGAACUCUGGGAACUGUGGGAGUGCGGAGAAGAGGUCGGACCUGGCUGCUCCCUUGGGGCUCCAUCAAUGAGAUGAACUCUGGAGGAGGACAGGGAUGUGAUACUGAGAUGUAGUUUGUAAAUAAUGAUUUCUGCCCAUUUGAAAUGAGUCUCUUCCUCACUGAUGAGCCAUCAGAGAUGAGUCUAAUGGAAGAGCCCUAACCCUAACCCUUUUUUAUUUGUUUCCAAUAAAAUAUAUUUGACAGAGAAUCUGUGUUUUCCUAUUUAAACCUAAACAUUCAACAUUCAAAGUAGCUUUGUAUCUCUCUCCGUCUGUGACUCCUGUGUGUUUGUGUCUCUGUAUGGGACACAUCAAACAUCUCCACGUGGAUGUUAAGUAUAUUUACCUUCUAAACCAGAUGACAAUGCUGCAAAUGAAAAUAAAACAGUAUAAACAUU
This is a messenger RNA of Pungitius pungitius (ninespine stickleback), 5693 nucleotides long. RefSeq names its product protocadherin 12 (gene pcdh12). Gene Ontology annotation, molecular function: calcium ion binding. Gene Ontology annotation, biological process: homophilic cell-cell adhesion. The coding region runs from base 1817 to 5326 and encodes 1169 amino acids. NCBI's taxonomy places the organism in Eukaryota, Metazoa, Chordata, Actinopteri, Perciformes, Gasterosteidae. Gene Ontology annotation, cellular component: plasma membrane. The transcript is spliced from 7 exons. The record is from RefSeq and is a predicted model, not a curated record.